Molecule: messenger RNA, 2766 nt
Organism: Puccinia triticina
Lineage: Eukaryota; Fungi; Basidiomycota; Pucciniomycetes; Pucciniales; Pucciniaceae
Exons: 4
Coding region: 1-2766 (921 amino acids)
Biological process (GO): mRNA splicing, via spliceosome; spliceosomal complex disassembly
Cellular component (GO): nucleus; U2-type post-mRNA release spliceosomal complex
Molecular function (GO): DNA binding
Source: RefSeq, a predicted model, not a curated record
AUGAAGUUGCUGCUGAGCGAUUGUGAAUUUCUUUAUAAAAAAACAAACGAGACCAGACAGCCCCAGAUGGAGGAAGACACAAACGAUGGAACGCUGGUACUUCCGAUAUUCAAGAAGAAGAAGGCAUCCGGAUCGUCGAAGAACAAGGACAAAGUGAGUCUGCGGACCAGCUCAGCAGAGGCGAUCGUCGAGGGGGAAGGCCACCCUCAACCAGCGGAUGGCAGUCCACCCGAAGACGGCAACACGGUCAUCUCGCGGAAAUCCAAGAAAUCAAUCCUCAAAUCAACACCGACCAAACCCAAACAAUCCCGACUCUCUCUUGGCUCAGUCACGGACGAAUCAUUCGAUACUCUUAACUCGCCCAAGUCUUCAUCGCGUAGGAAACUGGCCCGGCCCGGCUCCCACACCAGUCUGAAUAACAUCAGCCCAGAUGAACGAUCAAUAGAAAGCUCGCCACUCUCUCGGCCAAUAUCCGAGUCAUCCAGACCCACGUACUCAACGGCACACUUGAAUGAACUCAAGUCCCUCACCUUGUCGAGUCUACCUACCCGAUCGAAUGAAUAUGCAGGAGAUGAUGACCUGAUACGCUCCAAAUUCGCAGACCACCAUGCCUUGGAUGACGAGGAUAUCAGUUUCGUUUCCAGUAACGAAUCCAUUCAUAUUCCCACUUCCAAUUUUAUCAACUCAGCCAAGGAACGUCGAUCACAAGCCCGCAAGAUCGGACUCACUCAUCAGUCAUCAUCCAACCUACUGAUCUCCGAACCAAGCUCAUCAGAAGAUUUCAUCUCACUCUCUGCGAGCCCAAGCUCAGUCCUACCUUUUACAGCCACCAAGAACGGAGAAUCACGUCUCGUACGCGAGGAAGACCAAUUCGGGGAAGGUGAUGACGAGCACGCAGAGUUCACCGGCGCCAAAGAAAGGGUCCCAUUGGGCGAGAAAGCUGGGAUGGCAGCCGAAGCGAGCAAGAAGGCCGGCCUGGAAGCGAUGAUUAUGGAUGCUGAGGUGGAUCUGUACGAAGGAAAUGAGGAAGAGAUGGAAUGGGAGGCCGCUCAGAUCCGUCGGGGUGGCAUCGGCAGCACGGCCGAAAAGACGACGAGUGAACGGAAGGCGGAGGUCUAUCAAGCCGCGCCGAUCCCCGAACAUGCCCCUAUCACGUCGCUCGCGUCGGUCGAAACUGGGCUGAUCAACCUCCUCAAUCUUCUCGAGGAGUCCGUUACCGAACAAACUACAGCCGCUCUCCAGUUCACUGCAGAGGAAAAAAACCUGGCCGAUCAAGAAUCUGAACUCCGUCAAGAAGUCGCACGAGAAGUGCAACGGGCCGACUUUUUUGAAGAGCUGAAUAACUUCGUCAAAGAGAUCGAUCUUUUCUUCAUCAAGAAAUGGCCUCAACUAGAGAAAGUCGAACAGGAUCUCAUCAGCAUUCUGCAAGAAAGGGCAGAGUUAGUAUCCAAGAGAAGGUAUGAAGAUCUGUCGGAUGAUGUGGUAUUGUUUAGGGACGGUGAGAUUGGCGUGGUUCGGCCAUCGUCUACAAAGCCAUCUUCAAGGGCCGAUGAGUCCCAAUCAAGCAAGCCAGAGCAAGAGAGCGAAGUUGAUGAAUUAGGUCGUAGUCGGCCUGAGCUCGAUAUCUCACCACACGCCCCGUCGCGUACAUCCAGACGACACGACCGAGCUCAAAGACGUAAGCGGCGAAUCACAGCAGCAUCGGCUGAGCGCGCGGUUGAGGAAGAAGACGACGAAGGAUUCUCGACCGACGAUUCCCUUUCACCCGCCGAUUCAUCUGAUCUCGUUUCCGCCUCGAGAUCUCUUCACGAUUCCAGUCGAGCCAUCCUGGUCGACAUUACCAAUCCAGUCUUCCUCAGCCCGACCCAUCAAGGCUCGAUCGCCGAUCGGUUCUUGAAUUGGAGAUCGAAAUACCCGGAGGAAUAUGGGAAUGCCUUUGGCAACCUUGCUCUCGUCCAAGCCUGGGAGUUUUGGGUCCGGGUCGAGAUCGUGACUGGACUCAACAUCUGGGGACUGCGGGAGUGGGUGGAAAGCGAAGAUAAGAGGGGGAUCGAGAAGUGGGAAUGGAUGAGGGGGCUAGAAAAGUACGAACAUGCGGUCCAAUCGGGCUCCCAAGCCGAUUCCCAGACUGAUAAUCAAGAAUCGGUGAUCGCAGCCAUGAUCUCGACUGUUGUCAUCCCACUCUUACUGCCGAUCAUCAAGUCUUCGUACGACCCAUUCUCGACCCGAGCGACCACGAAAAGUCUCCAGCUCGCCGAGCAAGUCAGUUAUGUCUUGGAAACCGAAGGCAACCCGACCUACGACAAGUUCAUCAAAUGCUUCUUAGAUCGGUUCCGGAGCUCGAUCCACGAUCUCAAACGUCUCGUCGGCAGCCCUAGAGAGUUGAGUGACAAGUUACGCAGUCAAGUCGGCGUCGAAGGCAUCCAGGCUCGCAAACGAUUCCUCAAUAAGUCCUUCAAACUCUUCAAACAAGGUAUUCGUUGGAGGGGAUUCUUUAAUAAAAACUACUGGAUCGACGCCGAUCAAGAGGACGAACUCGGUGAUCUUGGGCAACUGGAUCGUAUUCGACAUAACAAUCUCCCUCUGGAUUUCAAGUACAUUUUGGUUCACCAUCUUUUAGAACAGGUCAUUUCUCCGAUCUUGUUCAUCAGCUGGGAGACCGGCGGUCAAGAAAUAUCCCAUAAGAUCAUCGCUGCUUGUCCAGAUAACUUCUUGCCUGAUGACCUCCUCACCAUGCUCAAAAAUGGCCACUAUCCAUCAACUUGA